This is a messenger RNA of Symbiodinium natans, 390 nucleotides long. The record is from the annotation of a GenBank genome assembly. NCBI's taxonomy places the organism in Eukaryota, Dinophyceae, Suessiales, Symbiodiniaceae.
AUGGAGCCGAUGGCUGGAGACCGCCUGCCGGCUUCGCCAUCCCGCGUGAGCGAGGCGGUGGAGCACAAGCUCUCGGUGUUCCAGAAGCAACGCCUGGAGCACUUGGAGCUGAGCCGCGAAGUUUGCGCCGCGGACGGGCACUGCCAGUUCAGGGCAGUGGCAGCGGCGGGCGGCUUCAGGGCCAUUCAGCCCCAGACUCUGCGUCUGCGAGUGGGGCGCUGGCUCUUGGGUCGAGCCAACCAGUACGAGGGCUUCGUGCAGGGCUCUUUCGGCGAGUACGUCGCCGGGAUGAUGGCCGACUCUUGGGGGGACCACGUCAGUCUGGAGGCCUUGUCGGCCAUCCUUGGACGCAGGUACUGGCGGCCCACCGAUCAUGAUCAUCUUCUUUAA